Molecule: messenger RNA, 3115 nt
Organism: Chelonia mydas (Green sea turtle)
Lineage: Eukaryota; Metazoa; Chordata; Testudines; Cheloniidae
Gene: USB1
Product: U6 snRNA biogenesis phosphodiesterase 1
Exons: 7
Coding region: 847-1557 (236 amino acids)
Biological process (GO): U6 snRNA 3'-end processing
Cellular component (GO): nucleus
Molecular function (GO): 3'-5'-RNA exonuclease activity
Source: RefSeq, a predicted model, not a curated record
GCGGCCUGGCGGAGGGGGGCCCCGGGGCGUGCGGGCCGCAGCUGCUCGCGUCCCCCCCGCUGGGCCUGUUGCUUCGCACGGAAGUUUCGAAGUGGGAGGAAAAGAGGGAUCGGGUGGGGCUCGCCCCAGGCCUGACCCGCUGCGUCCUCUGGGCCCGACACAGCUCUGCCCGUGGCCCUCAGCCCAGACCUCCUGGUGUUACUCCUGGAGCCCCCGCUCAGGCUUGUCUACACGGGGUCAUAGCCCGAAAGAGCUGAUGCUUAAUAGCCCAGUCCAGGCCCCCUGAAAUCAGGAAGUGCUGCAGGUCUGGACAGAGCACUGGCAGAUCUAGGGGCUUGUCUACAUGGGGAACUAUCGUGAAAUAAACUAGAGUUUGAAUUUUAAAGUGCAAUAGCUGUUAUCUCCCCCUGCGGACACAAUUAUUCUGCACUAAGAGCACCUUUGGCCCAUUUAGUUUAACCCACUUUGGAAGAUCUGCUCGCUCCCCUCAGUCCUGGCCUGCCGUACCUCCUAAUCGAGGCCUGGACUCCCCCUUAACGCAAACACACCCUCACCCAGACCUGUAAUGAAUGCCCUUUGCUAUUUUAUUGCUGGAUCUCUGCUCGGUGGCCUGCUCUGGUUGUGCUGAAUUGUGUAGUGGCUUUUCACUGUCGGUGAGUCGGUUUGACAGGUCGACGUUCAGGGCAGCAGAGUGUUCGGGGACUGUAAGAUGUAGGCCUGAUGGCAGGGCCGGGUGUUGUCACUUUCCAGUUUGUCAGUGGCAGCCAAAGCUUGGUCGCUGGUGCGUGGCGUUGCAUUUGGUAACUGAAGUGUUCUCCUGAAUUUAAGUGUUUGAAAUACAGCAUCAUGAAAGUGUCUUCGGGAAAAGCCAUGCCGACUCCUCGCCUCCCUCUGCCGGACAGUGUCUUAAACAUGUUCAAAGACCAGGAAGAGGAGGUCACGGAUGACAGCUCCAAGCAUGGCGGACGAGUGCGCAACUUCCCCCAUGAGCGGGGCAACUGGGCGACUUAUGUCUACCUGCCCUGUGAAAUCCAGGAGGAAUUGCUGGAGCUGCGGGAGCUCCUCGUUUCCCACGCCCGCAGGUACACGGUGUCGCUCACUGCCAUGGAGGACUUCCACGUCAGCCUCUCCCAGAGCGUGGUGCUGCGCUACCAUUGGAUAAACCCCUUAGUCCAGUCCCUCAAGGAACACGUAGCCUCCUUCUACAGGUUCUUCUGUACGGCCAGCCAGGUUAAGGUGUAUACCAACCAGCGCAAAACCAGGACCUUUGUGGGCAUGGAGGUCUCGUGUGGGCAUUCUCAGUUGCUGGAGCUGGUCUCGGAGGUGGAUAAAGUUAUGGAGGAGUUUGAUCUCCCAACGUUCUACAAGAACCCAUCGUUCCAUAUCAGCCUGGCCUGGUGUGCCGGGGACCUGACUGACAAGCUGGAAGGGCAGUGCCUCAAGGAGCUUCAGGAGAUUGUGGAUGGGUUUGAGGACUCCACGUUCCUGCUGCGAUUCCAGUGGGAUCAGAUCCGCUGCAGAUCUGGGAACAAGUUCUUCUCCUUCCCUUUGAGGUAGGAGACGGAAAGCCACGCACUCCAGCGGCUCCAACGCCUCUGCUAACUGUUGGACGGUUUGGAGUUUCACAUGCAUGCCGAGUUGCUCUUCUCAGCUCAUCAGCCUAGGGAGGUUUGUAGCCUCAAGCCAGGCUGCUUUUGUUUGAAGCCGCUGGCCCUAGAUGUGUGUAUAUGUGAGGCUGUUAGGUUAUUGUGCUGUGUAGACUGCCAUCAACAUAGGCAGUUCUAGGCUACCUGUGGUUGCCAGAUGUACUGACGUUUUAAGCUGUAGUCGCCUUCUAGUGCAGAGGCGAGGGAGGUUGCUAAGGGGGGGAGUGUUACACAGCUGGAAAUUGCACUGCAUUGCUAAGGGGAUCUAGAGCAUAGUUACUGUCCUGAGCUCUGAGUCCUUAGCUAUUAACUGCAAGAUCCAGGGGUGCAGAGUUAGGUCCUUCUCUCUGCCUACAGCUGCCUGGGGACCAGUCCCCUUAUGAAGCUCCUCCUCCCCGAUGCCUUUAUUGCCACACUGGAGAAAUUGAGCAUCAAAUCCUCAGUCCUUGCAAGUCCAGGUGGGAUUAAAUCUGGCAAAGCGGAGGAAGGCCCUUGACUUUCAGGGCUAAGCAGCCUAACUCCAGUUUGGGACUAGUGGAACGUGUUCAGUUUAAACGGAUCCACAGAGAGACUUUGUGGAAGAGAAGAGCAGCAGGGCCCCAAUUUUUAAGAGAAUUUUAAAAGGCACAGGGCAGGAUUUUAUCUUAAAUAGGAGGCUUGUCAUACUGCCACAGGCCCAAAAGAGGGCAGUGUUGGUUUUCCCAAGUGAACUGGCUAGCAAUAAGGGUAUUUGGCAGCCCUCUGAUCAUACCCAAGUUCAGAAUUACCUGCUGUUGUUUAGCUUAAUUUGGGCAAGCCAAGAACAUCGGUCUCCAGGGCGGGGCGCACCUUGCACCAGAACUAACUCCACUUUCAAAUGAAUCAAGCCAACUGGGUCCUGUAAUGACAGCCCUGGACUGUGAACUGAACUUCAGCUCCUGAAGAGAUCCUGUGCAGACUUACUUUCCUGCCCUUGACAGGUGCUUUAGCCUCUCAGGCAUUCUGGAGAGGGCAGGCAAGUGCUGCCCGGUAUCCAUCAUUCCAUAGUUGUCUGCCAGAAGAACCUGAGGCUUUUGUUUCAUUUCAAACCCUGGAUUCUAGUUGCCAUAAAGUUGUUUUCCUGGUAUAUUCUGGACCUGUAGGGCGUGAUUCUCAGAAGUGCUCCCCUUGACUUCAAAGGAAAUUGUGGGUAUUGAGUGCUUCUGAGAAUCAGCCCCUCCGUGGCCCUUCCCUCCAGUGAGAUAGCAGGGGGGUGGUGUCACUGGCCAACGUGGCUUCGAGAGAGACCAAUGUCACAGGGGUUUCAUUGCCAUUUAAAAUCGUGUUAAGAAGUCCUUUAUGUUUAUCAGCUUCUUAUCUGCAAUAUUUGCUUUAAAACAUUCUUAAUGGAUUCCCUGGAUGGGUUUGUAGGGGCCAGGAGAUGAAAUUCGCUGUUUUAAAAUUUUGUAUUAAAUAUAUAUAUAAAUAAAACCUUCUAUUUCUGCCUCUGG